This is a messenger RNA of Magallana angulata, 2701 nucleotides long. Its product is annotated as transmembrane 9 superfamily member 1-like. Gene Ontology annotation, biological process: protein localization to membrane. NCBI's taxonomy places the organism in Eukaryota, Metazoa, Mollusca, Bivalvia, Ostreida, Ostreidae. Bases 181 to 1950 code for a protein of 589 amino acids. The transcript is spliced from 15 exons. The record is from RefSeq and is a predicted model, not a curated record. Gene Ontology annotation, cellular component: membrane.
AUAUCUGGAAGCAUUAAAACGACUUUGAUGUCAAUAAUGUCCGUAAAAUGAUAAUAUACAGUUCUUGUUUAGCAAACACUUGUCUUGGUUGAUACUGUUUAGACUUUGAUAAUUUUUUCUUUUACUUCAACAACACUAUUUUCAUAGAAAUUUAGUAAAUAUACAGCCGUACUUCUUUUAAUGACAACAACAAACAUGGCGGUCAGAUUCCUUGUUGUCGUGUUGGCAGUAAUAUCAACAGCAAAUGCAGUGAAAUACAAGCAAGGAGAAAAGGUUGUUCUCUAUGUGAACAAAGUUGGUCCAUACUUCAAUCCACAUGAAACAUAUCACUAUUACCAACUGCCAGUUUGUCGGCCAAAAAAGAUUGAGCACAAAAGUCUGACUUUAGGAGAGGUUUUAGAUGGAGAUCGGAUGGCUGUUUCUUUAUAUGAAAUUAAUUUCAAGCAGGAUGCAGACAAGAAAGAGUUGUGUAAAGUUACGUUUAAAGAGAAUGACCUGCAAUUACUGCGAGACGCCAUUGAGGAUCUGUACUACUUUGAAUUUGUUAUUGAUGAAAUUCCAGUGCGAGGGUUCAUAGGUCAUUUAGAAGAGGGCGGCUUUCUUCCACACAAUCACAAAAUUUUCCUCUGGGCACACCUUAGUUUUCAUAUUGAAUACAAUGGUGAUCAGAUCAUCUUUGCCAAUGUUUCAACAAAAGAGCAAGCUCCAGUCGGUCUGGAUUCAGUGUCAGCACCUUUUGAAGUUUCUUUCACCUACAGUGUAAAGUGGACCAAAACAAGCACACCUUUUGAAGAGCGUGGGAAGCGAGUUCGAGACACCAGUUUUUUCCCCAAGUAUCUGGAGAUUCACUGGCUGUCCAUCAUUAACUCAAUGGUCCUUGUGUUUCUUCUGAUCGGGUUUGUGGUCAUUAUUCUGACUCGAGUAUUAAAGAGUGACUUUGCUCGAUACAAUGUGGAUGAUGAUGAAGCUGAAGCACUUGAUUCGGAUGAAAAUGGAUGGAAGAUCAUCCACACUGAUGUUUUUCGGUUUCCUCCUCACAAAAAUCUGUUUUGUGCAAUAUUAGGUGUAGGGAGCCAGUUUUUAGCCUUGGCUACUGGUAUAAUGGUCAUGGCUGUUCUGGGGAUGUUCAACGUUCACAGGCACGGGGCCAUCAACUCGGCGGGAAUUGUCCUUUAUGCCUUCACGUCAUGCAUAGCUGGAUAUGUUGCCACAAAUACAUACAGGAAACUGGGUGGAGAGAACUGGGUCUGGAAUAUAAAUCUUACUUCCUGUCUGUUUGCAAUGCCUUUCUUCUUGAUCUGGGCAGUGAUAAACUCGGUGGCUUGGGGCUAUGGAACCACCCAGGCCCUACCUUGGACCACUGUUGUCUUGUUGAUGUGUCUUUGGAUGUUUGUUGGAUAUCCCUUGACUGUAAUUGGAGGGAUUUUUGGGAAGAAUUGGGCACAUGGAUUUGAUGCUCCCUGCAGAACCAAGAACAUAGCGCGGGAAAUUCCGAGUGUUCCGUGGUACAGAUCAGCAUUCGCUCACUGUGUGGUCGGGGGGUUCCUGCCCUUCAGUGCCAUAUCAGUGGAAAUGUAUUACAUCUUUGCAACCCUCUGGGGUCGGGAGCAGUACGCCCUCUACGGAAUUCUUUUCAUCGUUUACGGAAUUCUGAUUGGGGUUACGGCCUGCAUCUCUGUGGCCUUGACCUACUUUCAGUUGUCAGCUGAGGACUAUCGGUGGUGGUGGAGGUCGAUUUUCAGUGCUGGGUCCACUGGCCUUUUUGUGUUUCUGUAUGCUCUGUUCUACUACUUCAAGAGGUCCAAUAUGUCGGGUGCCUUACAAACAAUUGAGUUCUUCGGUUAUACCUUUCUCACUUGUUAUGUAUUCUUCUUAAUGCUGGGAACUGUUUCCUUUUUUGCAUCUCUGCAUUUCGUGCGAUACAUUUAUGUAAAUUUGAAAAUGGACUGAUUGGGAAAAAUAUCAAAUACAAGCCUCAAGACCUUUUUCUCUUGAGGAGGGAAUUGUUUAUAGUCAGCUACACUACUGAGACUCAUUUAAAUCUGGUUCAUAGUUUAAGGAGACCGGCUGGUCAGUUAUUGAUCCAUGCAGGUGUCUUUAAACUAUAUGAACUACCGGUACAUUAAUCAAAUUUAACAACGUAGUAAAAAUCACUGAUUAUUGAUUUAUCAAGCUAAAAGUUAAGCAAUUUCUUUGUCUUGAGGAUGAAAGAUGUUUUAAAAAUCAAUCCUGUUAGCGUCAUCAUAAAUAAGAAAUGAAACAUUCACUGUCAACCUUCAUACACAUAGCUGAGGCAAAAUAAGUUGGUAAGAUCAAGCCUGAAGUCUCAUUUGGAUGUACCAUAUAUCUUGUUUGUCUCUUUUUGAUGAGUAUUUUCACUAUUUUUUUUUUAUUUGCAAUAGUUAUGUUUUGUAAUGAUAAAAGGUUUUAUAUAGUACAGAUUGACCAAAAAAAUUCUGUUUUAUUUUUGAGAUUGGGAAAUGAUCAGGAAAAGUUAAUAUACAUGAAGCAUAUGCAGUAGUUGCUUUUCACUUAAAUUUUCAAAUGAUUUAGCUUUGGUGAGGAAGUAAAUGUGAUUGUCAAAUGGGACCAAGGAUUUAGAUUAAAAAAUGAUUGUGUAAAAUUUAUUUUGAUUCCGUUGAAUAGAAAUACAUGCAAUACUAUGAUAUAUGAUUUUUGUGAAAGAAAGAAACUUUUUUUU